CGCGCAGGGCCGAGCCGGCCAGCCUGCUGCGUGCGUGCGUGCGUCGCUGCGUGCGUGCGUGCGUGCCGUGCGCUCGCCGGGCACCGCGGCCUCGCCCUCGCCCUCCGCCCCUGCGCCUGCACCGCGUAGGCCGCCCCCCCCGCGCGCACCCUGUCGGCGACCCCCGCCCGCGCCCCGGCCGGCCCCCCCUUCUAAAUUUAAAGGGGGCGCAGCCUUCCCGCCUCCCGCUCCAGGUGACCGCUCAGGGGUCUCCCGCCUGAGGUGCCCCGCCGCCGAGGAACAUGGCGAAGGUGGAGCAGGUCCUGAGCCUCGAGCCGCAGCACGAGCUCAAAUUCCGAGGUCCCUUCACUGAUGUUGUCACCACCAACUUAAAGCUUGGCAACCCGACAGACCGAAAUGUAUGUUUUAAAGUGAAGACCACCGCACCACGUAGGUACUGCGUGAGGCCCAACAGUGGGAUCAUUGAGGCAGGGGCCUCGAUUAAUGUAUCUGUGAUGUUACAGCCUUUCGAUUAUGACCCCAAUGAGAAAAGCAAACACAAGUUUAUGGUGCAGUCUCUGUUUGCUCCACCUGACACUUCUGAUAUGGAAGCGGUAUGGAAGGAGGCAAAACCGGAAGACCUUAUGGAUUCAAAACUUAGAUGUGUGUUUGAAUUGCCAGCAGAAAAUGAUAAACCACAUGAUGUAGAAAUAAAUAAAAUUAUAUCCACAACUGCAUCAAAGACAGAAACUCCAAUGGUGUCUAAAGCUCUGAGUUCUUCUUUGGAUGACACUGAAGUCAAGAAGGUGAUGGAAGAAUGUAAGCGGCUGCAAGGUGAAGUUCAGAGGCUACGAGAGGAGAACAGGCAGUUCAAGGAAGAAGAUGGACUUCGGAUGAGGAAGAGUGUGCAGAGCAACAGCCCUGCUCCGGCGUCCGCCACGGCGGGGAAGGAGGAGGGCCUCAGCACCCGGCUCCUUGCGCUGGUGGUUUUGUUCUUUAUUGUUGGUGUCAUCAUAGGGAAGAUCGCCUUGUAGGCAGCACGCAGAGGGCGGCGAAUUGGAUUGAUGGAUCCGCCGUAAUCAUGGGAUUUAAAUUUAUCAUAACCAUGUGUAAAAAGAAAUUAAUGUAUGAUGACAUCUCACAGGUCUUGCCUUUAAAUUAUCCCUCCCUGCGCGUGCACACACGCAUACACACACACAAAUAUAACAUAUAACAAUCUUGUAGAAAGUUAAAAAUGUAUACUAACUGAUUGGGGGAAAAGAAUGAUCCUUAUUAAUGACAAGGGAAACCGUGAUUAACUGAUAAUGGCAUGUUGUAAAUGUCAUUUUAAACAUUUGUAGCCUUGGUACAUGUUGCUGGAUUACCUCUCUUAAAAUGAGACACUCUUCCUUGCCUGUUGGUGCUGGCCCUGGGGGAGCGGGAGCCCCGUGUGGUGGGGGUGCCGUCAGCUCCACACAGCAGUCCCCACGCUGCUCAUGCACUCCCCGGGCUGCUUCUCCACGUCUGCCCAGGGCAUCAGUUCCUUAGGACUGGUGAACAGAGACAGAAGCUGAAAAGCACUGUGCUGUGGCAGCAUCAGAUGUGCUUGUCGGCAGCAGGAGGUGGAUGUCGACUGAUUGACCCAGCACUUUGGCAGUAAAAGUCAGUGCUUUGUUCUCUUUAAGGGACCAGGCUCAGUUACUGAUGGCUCAUGUAGUGAGGUUGAGUUGUUAUUCAGAGAUGUUUAAUGCAUAUUUAACUUAUUUAAUGUAUUUCAUCUCAUGUUUUCUUAUUGUCACAAGAUUAUAAUUAAUGCUGUGGCCUAAAAAUCACCUGUGCUACCUAACGCCGUGAAGCUGGCAUUGCUGCUGGAGGCCUGCAGCUCCUCUGGAGGCUCUGGCUCUGCGUGCAGACGGAGCAGUCGCUGAUCCGACUGUUGGAGGUCAGCUGCCAGGGACCGUUUGUCUGUGUAAAUAAAUAACAACUGUCCUAGGGAGGGAAACUGGUAGUAGCAGCAGUCGACUCUGUGUUACCCUCUUUAAUGGAGAAGAGAAGAAUAGCUCAUCUUCUGUGUUGUUCUUUCACUGCCCCUCAACCGCCGCUCAUAUUUCCAGCACACGUGCCCCAAGCCUGGUCCUGACCUUUCCCAUGCGGCCCUAGCUUGGGGUCAGGGCGAGUGAGUCAGGCAGCAGAGUGGUCAGGAGAGAGGGAACCAGCUGGGUGGGGUGGGAAUGGGGGUGGGGUGUGAGAGAGAUCUUCAUAUAAUCCAUCAAGUAGUAAUUGAGAAUUUGUGAAUUAAUUUUAUGCCAUAAAAGACCAAUCCAAUUCUGUUUGACUAUGUAGCAUCUUAAAAAGAAAAGAAUAUUAAAAUAAAGCCCCCAAAUUAAGAGUUCUUUUGUCAUUUUGUCACAUUUGCUAUAUGGGGGGAGUUAUUUUUAUCAUCAUCAUUAUUUUGUCAUUGGAAAAAAUGAGCCCUAUCAAUGAGAAAUAUUUAUAUAUUUAAUGAUUUAAUUACACACACACACAUAUAUAUAUUUGGUUGGCUUCAACUGAGAAUAUAAAAUAAAACUGCUGAAAAUCUUAAGCAGCUGGUCUCCCUUGCCCUCCCAUUGCUUUGCCCUUCAAUUAAAAGAAGUCUGUCUUCUGGGCCGAGGAGCCGUGCAGAAGAGACUGGUGACAGCCAUGCCGAGUGGCUCCCAUGUGUGGGCGGGUUUGAGAGAGAGACUCAUCAGAAGGGAGACAAUUCUUGGAGGUUACAGACCCAGGUCACAUUCCUCCCGAGCCUGCUGGGGUCAAGUGGCCUUAGGUUCUGGCUCUGGUGAUCUGUUGGGGGGCUACCCAGAGACUGGGAGGUGGAAAUCUCUGGACGGUCUAAGUCAGUAAGUUUCCAUCUUCAUGAGAAGAAGCUCACUAUAGAUCCCAAGUACUUGCGGUAAAUGUCGAACAGACCCGGUUCUCAGCCACACACCUGUUGCUUAGAUUGCAUUGAGCGUGCAGAUUUGGAAGCCUGCCCAAUUAUAAAUUACUCUCCAGUGUCUUUUCCAUGUGGAUCCAGGUGCUGUGAAAGAGAGUGAGAAGUCUGAGCUGUGAGGCAUGUGCCUUUUGCCAUUAAUUUUCUGUAAAUGGAUUAAAAUUUUUCUAAGUGUGGGACUUCAGCAAAUUAAUGUUUAUGUAGCUUCCCAUGCCUCAUGGCAUUGGAAGGAGGGCCCGGGGGGUGCAUUACAAGUUCCAUUUCUCUAGAGCAGGGGUCUGCAGGCUGUUUCUUAAAGGAUGUGCCUGUGUUUUCUGAUAAAACUUUAUUCACAGAAACAGCUGGUGGCAUUUGGCCUAUGAGACUGCCGUUUUCUGGCAGCUACACUAGAGUGACUAAGUUCUUAAAAAGAGUGCCUGGGGCUCCUGCUCUGCUUUAGGUCUUUGAAAGUGAUCUAGCGGUUUGUGUACAUCUCGGAGAAGGUAUGCAGCUUGUCUGAGCAUUUUGUGGGCAUUUUGUUUGUAGUUAAAAAUCAAAAUGUAAAAUCCAAAGUUGUCUCUUCUGACUAAUCAUCCUGUAAAAUCUCUUCCCCUUUCAGAGGUUAGGAUUUGGUGAACACGUUAGUCUGUGGGGCUUUUUGACUGACUGAAAGCAGGGAACUCCCCAGGGAGAGAAGGACGUGGUGUGGGAGGAUUGGAUGUUGUGUAAGUCACCCUGGUCAGUAGAGGCUGUGUCGGGAAGAGAACGUGUGGAGCCAGCGCCACUAAGGUUCAGGGACCGUUUUAAGAGCCACAAACUCUCAAGAUCUCGACCUGGAGAAGCAUACACGUUUUUGAUGUUUUUCUGGAAUGCCAGAGUAAGGCAAAGAGGUGGCUGUGUGGUCCUACCACAUGUCUGCUCUGCCCUGAGAGGGUGAGGGUCACGUGAUGGGCAUAAACUGGCCAGAGCGAGUCGGGCGAAGCUGGUGAGUAUGCCAGCCGGGCGUGGGCGUGGGCGGCCGCAGUCUCACCACCCUCGUGCCUGUGGCCUUGGGAACUGGUCUGCCGCGCCUCCAAAAGUGGUGCCCUUGUUUUGGAAAUACCCACCAUUGAGCUCGCAAUACCUGAGAGGUGUGAGCAAUCAGGGAGAGCAGGACGUUUUCAUUGAUUGAAUUUUUAACUAGAUACUGAACUUCGCUCAGCCCGAUACAAGACACCUCUCAAAGACAGCAGGCUCCAUCAUUUGUAGGGGUGAGGACCCGGCUUUAACUUCUUUCCUUCUCCUAGUUUGCAUGUCUUCCCUCUCUAGCCUUUUACACUGCUGGCACCAGCAGUAAUAAAUACUGAUAAAAUCAAAAUUGAUUUUUACCUGUGGACAGUUUGUGCCCACAGAGAGGCUUCAACCUGCAUAACACAGAAAGGGGAAAAAUGAAGAACCUCCAGUGAUCCGUGAAAACCUAACCGCUUUCAAACAAAUCCCAGGAACAGAAUUGCUAUCAGAAGAUAUCGCCGGACUCGCAGGCUGUGUUGAGUCCGAUAUAACUGAAGGCAGAGAGAGCUCAGAGCUAAAUAGCCUUUUAAAUUAAUUUGAAAACAAGCUGUGUGUUUGUGUGUGUGUGUGUGCAUGUGUGUAGCAUAUGUACCAUAUGUAAGUAGCUUAACAUUUUUCAAAUGGUGCCUAUAUUUUUUGCACACACAAAUCUUUAUAUUUGCAAACUCAGAAUCCAUGCCAAAAUACAAUGCCAUUUGUCAUUUUCAGUUCCUUCUCUAAAGAACUGGCCCAUUUACAAGUUUCUGGUUAUGGUUUGUUUGUGAAAUUCUUCGUUUAAAAGAAAAAAAUAAGGAGAGAGGUGGGAGUUGGGCUUCAAAGUCACCUUUAACACUUGAAUAAUGGUUCACCUCCGAGACUGUCUCAGGUGCAGAGGCUGCUGCUUCCCCCUGCUGGUGGUGGCAGUUCACUGACGGGCGUCUUGCUAGGGGCACGCGGUCUGGAGCGGCCUCCCUGCCCCUUCCUGUUGAGCCUGUCUGGCUGGAGGAGGAGGACAGCUAAGUAAAACUGUGGAAUCAGUUAGAAGCUACCACUCUGAGGAGUACUACUGCCAUUAAGCUUGGGCCCUGUGUGCUCUUGCUGAAUGUGAAUGCUUUCAAAGAUCAGCAGAAAUGGAGUUGUAUCCAGAAAGUCCCUUGCAGAGUAGAAAGGUGGCUCCGGGUCCCUGCCCCCAGAUCUGAUAAGGCCCGGAGGACUGGUACGUGCCCCGCGUGGAGGGGGCUGCCUCUGGGUCUCCCCGGCCUGAUCGGAUGUGGAGAAGGCAUUUUUUUAAGCCUUCCUCAGACAGAGCUGCUAUGAUGGCAAUCCUGUGAUCCUUUAGGGAAAGUUGCUGUCAUGACGUCCUCCUCACCCUGUGCAGAGCCUUCCCUGUACAUUCGCUCGCUGCAUUUAACCCUUGCAGCGACAGUGGCCGGGGCAUGAGAAGAUGAAGCCUCUGGGAGGUUAACUUGGGCAACUUUUUAGAGCCUCUCGUUUGGAGCAGAAUCAGUCUCCAAGAAGCAUGUUUCGAGGGCCCAAGUGGCUAACUAAGACACUGCUUCAGCUGCGAAAGUGGCUGGAAGGAGCAGUGUGCAGGGGUCCGGCGCAUCACCUGGCCUCAGCUCCUCUGACCUCUUGUGCGGCCUUCGUGCCGUAUGCAGUUAGUUUAAAGAUGAAGUGGAAUCAGGACUCUCAGAUGCUUUUUAUUUUUCCUUUUGAAACGACACACACCUCAGACAGUAAAAAAAUGUGCGUUCUCCAUUUUCUCAUCACCUGAAGAUCUCUGCCUGAUGCUCCUGGGGAAUGAAUUUGGGGGCUUUAGAAAGAAAAUUACCAGUCUUUCUCAGCGAGGUGACGAGAAUGCUUUCUGUGGAGGCUUUACAUAACUUGUAAAUUAAAUGUGAAGUGAGGGCAGUUCAUUAAAAUUGGUAUCACAGGAGUGGCCUGCUGAGGUUUAAAAACAGCUGAGCUGCUGGUCUCAGGCCUCUACCCGAAUUAGCGUUACACUUCUCCAGGAAAUCAUCGAAGGGAGCGAGCAGUAGCAGACUCUGAUAAGGAGCAUCAGUUGAGAGGUGAACUUGGGAGGCUGAGAAAGGAGAUCUCCGGCGAGACUCACAAACCCGUUUACUCCGGUGUCUGCAUCCCCUCAGCCGCACACUGGGGACACGAGGCUCAGCCUCCCGGAACAUUAGUUGGGGCACAUGAGGCCACCCACCCCUGUGCCGAGGAACCCAGACGCCCUUUGGAGUGUUUUUAGCUAUACCUAUGCCACUGAAAAAAAAGGUUUUGUUUUAAUUUAUUUUCAUUACAGAGGUAUUUUGAAAAAUUCAGAAGACUUGAACAGUUCUGUGUUAAUAGUUAAAAGUGAAACCAGUGGAGGUGGAUGAGACGUCUCAAUUAAUAUAAUUAAUUCAGAUUUUUUCUUAAUGGAAUUAAUUCAUUAGAAAAUGUCUGCGUCAAAUCUGUAGAAAAAGGAAGAAAAGGCCAGCAACAAAAAUAUAGCUAUUAUCUAACUUGCCAUAAAUAUUUGCAAUUAUGAUACCUUGGAAUGCUGCCACAAUAUGGAUUGCUUUGAUUAAAAGAUGUCAGUUGAAUAAAACAGUACCGUGGGGUAAUAGUUUUCUGCUGCUAGAUGAAUGCUAAUGUUUAUUUUUAAACCAGGAAACAUUGAUCCUGUGACAAUGCCCUAUUACAAUUACUUUAUUAUACCACAGGGUUGAUGUAUAUUUAAUCAUUUGGCUAAUGGAUGUGGGUGCAGGACUGAUGCUCACUCGCUGUCCUGCGCCCACACGUGCAUUCUGAUGAGCAUCAGGGCACGGCCCGGGCUGCUGCAGGUGCCAGCUGCUGCCCUCGGACUUGCAUCUCUGAUCCCCAGAGCCCGGUCUGGCCGAAACAAAACAGGUUACCUUUUACUGGUUGUUUCCCUUCAGUCAAUGCCAACUAGGGGAGACAAAUCAGGUAUCUUAACACAAUUUCAUUAAGGUUUAGUGCUAACAAGAAUGCAUAGCUUUUCGUGAUUUAAGAAGAUGAUAAAUUAGUGUGCAUGCUUCUCCUAUGACUUAAUGGUUUUUCAUAUAAUACAAAAAGGUCUGGUUCUUUUUAUGAACUGGCUGCCUGCAUUCCCAUCUUUCUUUUGUAUUUUAGAAGUAAACUAAAUUCAACUCUUACCCUCUAGUGCAGCAUUCAUUUGAAAAUAUUUUUUCCAUUGACUCUUUUACUUGGAUUCAAAGGUCAGAAUUUAUUGUCUGUAAUACUGAGACCAUGUGUACAAGAACUGGUUCUUGCUUUUCAUCGUUCACUCAUUUGGCAAACGUUUAUCCAUUUACCUUCUAUAUGUUAGAUAUUGUAUGAGAUGCUGAGAAAUUAAUCAAGGGGAGUGGUUUGUUUUGGUAUUUUUCAUUCAUAAGCAGCCUCAGUAAGGUGAUUCAAGCUUAUACAUAGAAAAAUGUAAAAUACAUUUGGUUCUCAUUUCUGUUGCUAGUGUUUCCUUUUUUAAGACAAUUUAUAAACUGCUGCCACUUAGAGCUUCUCUGGGAGACUCAAAAUGAUCUAUUUAAAUGCUUCCUUCACCCCCUCUCUCCUUUUUGAGUAUUAGUUUAAAUAAUGCAUGUCGUUCUACCUUUCUUUAUGUCUUUCUUCUUGUCCCCAAAAAAGAUCUCUGAUCGUUUGUGAUGUUUUUUUCUGGCUUCAAUGUAUGUUAACAUUUUGGGAAUUGAGUAUUUUAAGAGAUGUCUUAGAAUGCUUUAGUUUUCAUAAUUCUUCUAUGUAUUUUAAGUUGUAUUUCCUGUUUUGACGUGGAGUUCUUUUAAAAAGUUGGCACUGGAAAGGACUCUUUACCACCAUACACUUUGGUGAUCUGGCAUGUAAUGAAUUCAUGGUUUUGUGGGUGACUGUACGUCUCCCGGUGGGGAGGAGCUGUAUUCCUGCUGCGUCCAGGUUGAAAGAGCCAUUCCCAGCAUGUUCUCACAUGUCCCGUGUCAGCCUGAGGAAGCCCGCCCUGCCCAGGCACAGACUUUUGUACUAGCUGUCUCCGUAUUCUGUUCAAUAAAUUCUGUGCUCUGAAUAUAUUUAAA
Messenger RNA from Equus quagga, 8007 nucleotides. It is a transcript of the gene VAPB, whose product is annotated as VAMP associated protein B and C. The transcript is spliced from 6 exons. The record is from RefSeq and is a predicted model, not a curated record. NCBI's taxonomy places the organism in Eukaryota, Metazoa, Chordata, Mammalia, Perissodactyla, Equidae. Gene Ontology annotation, cellular component: plasma membrane; endoplasmic reticulum membrane. Gene Ontology annotation, biological process: endoplasmic reticulum membrane organization. Bases 282 to 1013 code for a protein of 243 amino acids. Gene Ontology annotation, molecular function: FFAT motif binding.